Molecule: messenger RNA, 1824 nt
Organism: Naegleria fowleri
Lineage: Eukaryota; Heterolobosea; Eutetramitea; Acrasida; Naegleriidae
Exons: 2
Coding region: 1-1824 (607 amino acids)
Molecular function (GO): glycosyltransferase activity
Source: RefSeq, a predicted model, not a curated record
AUGCAAAAAUUUGCGAGGUCAAGCGUCAACAACAAUUUAGCCUCACAACUUGGCAGACUUGUAUUCGGACGUUCUUUCAUAUUUGCCUGUCUUGUUUUUCUAACAGUCUUUUUAGUUUAUUUAUUUGUUUCUCAUCUCUCUAAUUCCUCUCUAUCGAAACAACAACAACAACAAGAUUCAUCACUUCUAGUGAAUGAUGUCCAUUUUACACUCACCAAAGAUGGAAAGAAGAAAUCUCUUGUUCCGAAUGACGAUGAAGAUAAAACACCAGUAGAUCCUCGACUUCCAAAGAGACAACAAGUCGAUUUUCAAAAACAUGAAAUGAUUGAAAGAAUGGAUGAUUUGGAAUAUGAUGCCAGAGUUUCUAAACAUGAAUUUUUGAAGAGUGACAAAAUUGAUAUCGAGUACUUUGCAAAGGGUAUCAUUUUGUCGAACAAAUUGGAACCUUUUUAUGUCAACGAAGAAUUAGAACAACAAGUUUCAAUUCGUAGUAAUCCAAAUCGAUUGAAAGAGUACUUUUUCACACCCGAGUUGCGACAAAAGAUUAAGAGUAGCUCCUUGACAGAUAGAAGAAAGAAGGAAAUUUAUAAAAUUGGAGAGUUGAAUGGAGACAGAUAUCGUGUCACGAGUGAUGUUCCUGGUUUUAAGGUCCAUGUGAAAUUCAACCAACUCGCUUAUCGAGAUGAUUUUGUUCAUUAUCCCUUUGUAAAGCCAAGAACAAAAAAGGCAUACUGUGAGGAUGAUAACUUGUGCCAAACUGAACACGGAAAUAACAUGUGCUCCAUUUGCGACAUUGGAAAAGACAAGAUUCAAAGCAAAUUCUUUUACAAGAGUUGGUGCUACAAACCAAAUAUUGAUUUUGCAAUUGUCUCAAUUGAAGAUGGUAUUUUAGACUAUGGUACGGACCAUCCCGAAGUGAGACACUCAAUUUUUGACAAGAGUGGAAAUUUAUAUUCCAUGCCUGUUUGGCAUCCAAUCAAACUUCAAGAAGAACACAAAUGGAGUGUUGCUUACAAUCCUCAAAUUGCUGUGGUAGGAAAUGUUUGGUUCCCAAGUGCUGUGGGACACUUUCCAAUUGAAAUUUUACCAAGAAUUAUUCUUCUCUCGACCUAUCUUCCAUAUAAUAUUCCAAUUCUUGUCUACGGUGGAGAAUAUGUGGAAAAAACAAUCAAACUUUUAACCGAUGCUGGAGUUUUUCCAAAAGAGAGAGUUUUCAUUUAUGCGGAACCAAACAUUUAUUACACAGCCAAAAGAUUAUACUUUUUGCAUUCCAACGAAGAUGUCUAUACUCCACUCACGACCGAUAUUGCAUUGAGAGUUGCCUCAAGUGCUCUUCAACAACCUCUUAAGAGAAAUUUAAUUUCAAAUCCAAUUCGAAAGGACACAAAGAGAGAUUAUAUUCUAGUUGUGGAUCGAUCGGAUUCCAAUAUGAGAAGAAUUAAUAACAAUGAUCAAAUGGUGAAACAAAUCUCUGAAUUGGUCAAGGACUCGAUGGAUGUCGUUUCUGUGAAAUUAUCCAAAUUAAGUUCCUUCUUGGAAAUUGGAAAAGUUUUCUACGAUGCCAAAGCAAUUAUUGCACCACAUGGUGCAGGACUUGCAAAUUUGAGUUUCGCAAAAAGAUCUACCAAAUUUGUCAUUGAAAUUGGAUGGCCAGGAAGACCAAAAGAUUUCCAUUGGCCUGGAGAUUAUUAUUGUCAAUCGAGAGGUUCAGGACUCAAGUAUUAUGCAGUCACUGCUGUAGAAGGACAUUACAGUUCCUCUUCUGGAAUGAAAGUGGAUGUGGAUGAAAUUGUGAGCAUUGUAAAGGAUGAGUUUAAACUGUAA